AUGAGUCCGCCUUCGAAUUACUACGUACAAAAAAUAUUCGACACCUACGCCAAAAGUCAACUAACUUUUGUGCAAAACUUCGCGGGACAUGCGGCCAAACUGGAGUACGUCGAAUGCCUCAGUAAGUGUAACGCGGUUGAAAUAGUCCAGCCGCUGUUGGACAAUAUCGACCCAGAGGUGAGGGUGAACGCGGUGCUGGGCUUGACGAUGUUGGCUGGUAAUAGCAAAAAAUGUGCCAAACAAAUACUGUGUGCUGACAAUCUACUGAAAAAAUUACUUGGACAGAUUGCCAACGAAAACAAAUGUUACAAAAAGAAUUGCAUGAAUCUCAUUCGGAAUCUAAGUAAACACUUGUCUUGCUCUGAAAUGAUUGUAAACGAAUGUGACGGAAUACACGCUAUUUUAACAUGUAUGAAGGACUUAGACGUACUAGUCAGAGAAGUAGCUUUGCAAGCAAUAAGUUUUAUAGCUGGUCAAGACCCCAGUAUUUCACAAGUCAUCAUAAAAUCUGGUAUACUGCCUCAAAUUGUCCAAAGCUUAAGAGAGGAACGACACAAUCUUAAAUUAUAUGGUUUGUCUACAUUAAGCGAAAUAGCCAAACACAACCAACAACUAGCCAAACAAAUUGUGGAUGUGCAAACUUUACCUAACGUGAUAAUUUUUUUAUCGACUGAUUAUUUUACAGACGUCAAACUUCAGGUGAAUGCGUUAGCAUUGAUGAAAAAUAUUGCUAAACACUCGUUGUCUUUAACCGAAAUAGUAGUCGAGACAAAUCUAUUUCCAGAAAUAUUGCUACUGAUGGCGCAUCCCGUUGAAUCUAUACGUUUUAAUUCGGCCGAAGUCGUUUACGAAAUAGUUAAGCAUUCCAUUCAAAUUUCGAAGAUGAUCGUGACUACUGGUGGAAUAGUUUCAUUGUUAAAUGUAAUUUUGAAAAGCAAAGAAUAUCCUUCUACUCCAGCUAUACUCGCGUUGGGAUGCAUAUCCUCCGUGUCACCAUUACUCGCGACUGCUGUUAUCAAGUCCAAGGUAUUGAAACAUUUGACUGCCAUCCUGAAAAGCGAUUUAGACGACGAUUAUCUAAAAGCCAGUACAGCUUGGACAUUAGAAAUGAUAGGUCAACACAGUUCUAAACAUUCGAAAUCCAUUUUUACUUGCCACGCCAUGAGCGCUAUGAUUGAUGUUUAUAAUAACACAAGUUCGACGCAUGAGGCCCAUUGUAAAUGCAAAAAUGCCAUUCAAAUUAUACUAAACAAAUGCGAAGAUUUUUCUGUUAUAGAAAAACUAUUAACACCGUCUAUUCCUAUUCAAAUAAUGAUAGACGUACUUCUUAAAAUUAGCAAAAUGUUACCAAAAAGUUUCAAAGCACGGCGGAUUUUUAUCAAUAAUGGGCAUUUGAAAAUGAUUCAAAAUCUUAAACCAGAAAUCAAUUCAUAUUUAUAUCAUGUUAUCAAAUCUGUAAAUUGUUGCUUUCCAGAGAAUAUACUACAAAUGGUAGCUGGAGAAAUUCCAGAAUCGAUUUUGAAAAAAUUGGACAAUUUUGUACCCAAAAGUCAAUAUUUGUUAAACGAUCAAGAUAUACAAAUGAGCAAUAGUUUCACCAACCCUGAUAAGUAA
This is a messenger RNA of Melanaphis sacchari, 1614 nucleotides long. RefSeq names its product sperm-associated antigen 6-like. The record is from RefSeq and is a predicted model, not a curated record. Gene Ontology annotation, biological process: cilium movement. The coding region runs from base 1 to 1614 and encodes 537 amino acids. The transcript has 10 exons. Lineage: Eukaryota; Metazoa; Arthropoda; Insecta; Hemiptera; Aphididae. Gene Ontology annotation, cellular component: microtubule cytoskeleton. Gene Ontology annotation, molecular function: microtubule binding.